Messenger RNA from Vigna angularis (adzuki bean), 1181 nucleotides. RefSeq lists its product as uncharacterized. The transcript has 2 exons. The record is from RefSeq and is a predicted model, not a curated record. The coding region runs from base 160 to 1161 and encodes 333 amino acids. NCBI's taxonomy places the organism in Eukaryota, Viridiplantae, Streptophyta, Magnoliopsida, Fabales, Fabaceae.
GGUUCAGUUAGCUGCUGCUGUCAACAAGCUGAUUGAGAGAGUUGAAGGAGAGAAAGAGGCAUCAACCAAUGAAGCACCACUAAUGGUAGCUGCUGCCGCAGAGUUUCAAGAGAUUGAGUGUCCAACCACCUCUGUAACUGUGCCAAGGAAGAGAUCAUUAUGUUCAAGCUGGAUGGAAAUGACCCUGAUGAGGUAGCUAGUGAUCAGAGAACACAGGUUUAUUCUGAACUUAGCAUUCCCAUAGAGUUCUCUAAGGUUCAAUAUGAAUUUAAUGCUUUGGAUCUGUUUAAAGUUGAACCCAUAGAACCUACUCUAGAUUAUGUUCCUGUUAUGCCUGCACACACUCAUAUUUUAGAUUCAGCCUUUUCCAUUGAAAAUAUUGACAUGCCUUAUGCUGUUUCAGAGUUAUGCACUGGUUUUGACAUUAUUCCAGUUGAUGAUAGCUUCACAGUAGGUGUUCAUUUAGCUGCUGAUUUGAUAGAUGCUAGUGAGGUCAUUUUUGAGGAACCAGUCCAGGUUGAAUCUGACUUUAAUCCUUCUACUGGUAUAGCUGAAAUGCACACUCGUUUUCAUGUCUUGCAUGCUUUACCUGAUGUGCCUGAUACUUCUAAGCAUUUUAAAUUGCUUGAUGAAAUUUCUGUUGUGCAUAAUGUAAAGAUACCUACUGAUAGGUGCUCUGAAUUUAAGUCAUUGUUUUCUGAUAACCUGUUUGAGAACCUGCUGAAUGACUGUAAUGUAAAUACACAGGUUAUGAUGGAGACACAUGCUGACUUCGAAUUCAGUGAUGGCAUUGCAGAAUUAAACAAAGAGGAAGCUGCAGAGACAAAGGCAACCCUGGUGGAGGCAAUAGAUGGUGUCAAUAUUGCUAAAGGAGUCUUGAACGUGCAGAAGCAAUUGAAAAAUUUGAAUGGAGAACUGCAGUUACUGCAACAAAUGCCUAAGCAGGAGAACUUCAAUGCAGCCAUGGAGACAAUACACAAAGGAGCUGAGCACAAUGGAGAAAAUCCAAUAAGCUCUUUCUUUUCCCUUCUUUUAAAUAGUAGUUACAGGUCUUUUAUAGUAGUUUACAUAGCUUUAAGUAGCAUAAUAAAUAGUAGGAUAGAUAAUAUGUUGUUUUUCAUAAAAAUAAAACGAAUUAACUUUGAUUUGUGGCCAAUCUGAAUAAGUUCUUUUCCUCUUUA